AUGGAAGCACUUUUGAAUAUUCGUCCCGUACGAUUGUCCGAAGACGUACGCGAGCUUCGUAAGCUCUAUGACAGACUCCAAGCCCACAUUCGCGGACUGAAUGUCCUAGGUGUGAGUGAAGACUCUUACUGUUCACUGCUGUACCCUGUACUGCUACGCUCGUUACCGAGAGACAUUGUGCUGCAAUAUCACAGAAAAUCGGCAAUGGCAUCCACCCCGGUGGGAGUUCCAUCUGAUAUUCAAGCUGGAGACAGCGCCGGAACGACAAGAAUUUCUGACCCUGCUGUGAGGCAAUACCGGAAGAAGGUGUCAGACCUACUUCAACUGGUUAGAAUUGAAGUAGAAAGCCGGGAGCAGGCAACAUCUACCCAAAAAACCGACGACAAGGGACAGUACAAGACUUCUCACGACCGCAAACGCCAGCCAACAGCUUCAGUAGCCGCACUGCAGCACUUGGCUGGGAAGACACGCUGCACAUUCUGUUCGUCACAACAGCAUGAGACGGAGAAUUGUGAUUCUGACAUUCCGUUAACGAAGAAAAAGGAGAUUCUCAGAGCUGAGCGGAGGUGCUACCGAUGCACUAAACUUAAUCAUCAAUCCAGGGAGUGCAAGAGCAGGUUGCGUUGCAGGAAAUGCACAGGCCGACAUGCAGCUUCAAUGUGCGAUCCAAGCUACGCGUCGAAAAAAGGAUCGAAAGAAAUUGACGGGGAUCAGGACUCUGUCGCAACGCCAACGACGUCCGUUAGCCUACAUUCAGCUGCUGACAAUUCAAGGAGGGCUACAGUUCUCCUUCAGACUGCGACGGCUAUGCUGGCUGGAGAAAUAUCCACGACACUUGCCAGAAUCAUGUUUGAUGGCGGGAGCCAGCGGUCCUUCAUAUCAAGGAGGAUGGCGAAGAAACUGGGGUGCAAGUAUUUGGAGACCGAGGAGCUUACGGUUGAAGUGUUUGGAGGCCACCUCACAGAACGGAGCUUCAGGAGAGUACGAUUGUCAAUGAGCAGUCGUAAUGGAGAAAAGAGCUUCGAGAUUGAAGCAUUGGAAACCGACAGCAUUUGCGAGCACAUUCUUCCGAUGAUUGACAAAGAUAUACAAAGCAAGCUGAACGACAAGAAUCUGGAGCCAGCUGAUGUUAUUCAGACCGAUUCCAAAGAGAUCGCAGUGCUCAUAGGAUCCGACUAUUAUUGGGAAGUCGUCAGCGGGAAGGUGGAAGACCUCGGCAAGGGACUGAGGGCCAUCGAAACGUCCUUCGGCUGGUGUGUUCAGGGUCCCAUCCCGACAGGCGGAAAUGUUGUACACUGUAACAAGACGGUAGUGCUGCGGACGGUGACGCAAGAGCGGCCACUGGAAGAGCUCGUGACAAAGUUGUGGGAUUUGGACAGCCUGGGAAUACGUGAGACAGAAAACGAUGAUACGAGGGAUAACGACGUUGUAACGUCGUUCAUGGAGACUGUGGUGAAGGUCGAAGAUGGCUAUCAAGUAUGCCUACCGUGGAAAACGGAAGUGGAUCUGGAGAGCAACGAGGCCGUCGCCCGAAAGCGACUUCAUCAACUCCUGAGGAAGCUUACACGUGACCCACAGCUCAUGAGCGAGUAUGACAACGUCAUACGGCAGCAGCUACGCAGCGGUAUUGCGGAGGUGGCAAGCCCACAUCAAUCAUCGCAGGGCAGGACGUACUACAUGCCCCAUCAGGCGGAAAUAUCGGGUGGCUAUGGUCGCUGA
Ornithodoros turicata is the source of this 1719-nucleotide messenger RNA. RefSeq lists its product as uncharacterized. NCBI's taxonomy places the organism in Eukaryota, Metazoa, Arthropoda, Arachnida, Ixodida, Argasidae. Gene Ontology annotation, molecular function: nucleic acid binding; zinc ion binding. The transcript has 2 exons. Bases 1 to 1719 code for a protein of 572 amino acids. The record is from RefSeq and is a predicted model, not a curated record.